Molecule: messenger RNA, 1695 nt
Organism: Fusarium oxysporum Fo47
Lineage: Eukaryota; Fungi; Ascomycota; Sordariomycetes; Hypocreales; Nectriaceae
Product: carboxylesterase family protein
Exons: 6
Coding region: 1-1695 (564 amino acids)
Molecular function (GO): hydrolase activity
Source: RefSeq, a predicted model, not a curated record
AUGACUACCCUCGCUGCGCUUUUGGCGCUCCUCUGCCUUUCGGGCCAAGCCAUAAGCACGCCAGCCCCGCACCGUAAACAUCCUGUCGCAAUCACUACCAACGGCUCUUACUACGGGACCUACAACGCUGAAUAUGACCAGGACAUCUUCUUCGGCAUGCCCUACGCUCAGCCACCAGUUGGUGACUUGAGGUUUGCCAGGCCCCAGAGUCUAAACACGUCCUGGUCUGGUCUUCGUAACGCUACCACGCCAGGAUUUUCUUGCAUCGGAUAUGGCCCUGAGUCAUACAUGGCGAGCCCUAAUCACGAGGACUGCCUCAAUCUCGAGGUCAUCCGCCCAGCUCGCGAGGAGAAACCAUUGCCUGUAUUGGUGUGGAUUCACGGAGGCGGUUUCACCGAAGGCAGCAGUACCACCUCGUAUUAUAACACUUCUUUCAUCGUCCAGCGCUCUCAAGAAAUUGGCCAGCCUAUCAUCACCGUGAGCAUAAACUAUCGCUUAGCGGCCUGGGGCUUCAUAUGGUCAGACCAAAUCGUUGAGGAAGGGUUAACCAACCUUGGAUUGAGGGAUCAGAGGAUGGCCUUGCAAUGGGUCCAAGAGAACAUUGCUGCCUUUGGAGGAGACCCUUCGCGAGUGACGAUUAUGGGAGAGAGCGCGGGAUCUGUCUCUGUCAAUAAGCAACUUCUCGCUUUCAAUGGUCGGAAUGAUGGCUUGUUCCACCAAGUCAUAUCACAGUCCGGACCUGCAGCAGGUCAAGGUCCUUGGGAGAGGACCCCUGAGAAGCUUGGACGAGCUACCAUCAAUGUGACGGAGGCCGUCUGCCUGGGUGCAGAGGACAAGUUAGCAUGUCUACGCCAGGCGGACUUUGAGACCCUCAACAACGCUAUCAACGCCUCCCUCAAGGUCCCAGCUGCGGGUUCUUUGUAUGGUCCUGUCAUCGAUGGCGAGUUCGUGGCCGGACCAUCUGCACAACAACUGAGAGACGGGAACUUCCCGCCCGUCACCUAUCUCAUCGGUUCCACGAACGAUGAAGCGUCAUAUUUUGUUCCUCUAGGAAUCAACAGUGAUAGCGACCUUCACGAUGUUCUGUCUGGGGUUAGUAUGGGCCUGAACUUCACUACAGCGACAGCAGUGAUGUCGGCCUAUGGCCACAACGACAACGACUUGUGUCUACAGGGAAUUUCGAACGCGCAACUAAAUGAUACCGUGGGAUACCAGUACCGGCGAUUAACCACCAUCAUGACUGAUGCCAUCUUUAAAGCGGGCACGCAUUUUACAGCUGAACAAUGGAAGUCCCAUAGCAAAAGCGAUGUCUUCGUCUAUAAUGCUCACGUACCCUUUUCUACGGUACCGCAAUACCGCGGUUCAUCCCACGGUUUCGACCUGGCUUACAUGUUCAACAACGUGAACGGAUCAGGCUGGGAAGGAGAAAACCCUCCCUGGGAAGGCCCCAACCCACUCGGUGGCUUGCCAGAGCCAUAUUUGGAACUCGCCCGUGAAAUGACUGGGAUGUGGGUUGGGUUUGUCAACACAGGUGUUCCGCGAUACUCUCAACAGACCGCACCGGAAUGGCCGCCGUACCGUGGAUCCGAUCCGCAAAUCUAUCACUUUGCUGCUGAGCCGACCCAUUUGAAUAUCACGGUUGGGAAAGAGCAGCGGAUCUCGAACAUGGAGUUAAUGGCCAGCCUGGUGUAUUAA